ACAGGCCAUUCUGAAGUACAUAAUGGCCAACUUUAAAGUGGGAAACGACGUCAACCCCAUUAAUGUCCACCUUAAAAUGGCACUCAAGAACGGAGUGAAGAAAGGCGCUCUGAAACAAGCCAAAGGAACAGGCGCCACUGGCUCUUUCAAGUUAGGAGACAAGCCAAAGACAGAGAAAAAACCAAAGGCGAAGAAAGUCACCAAACCCAAGGCAGCCAAACCAAAGAAGGCCACAGCUUUUAAGCCCAGGAAGGCGGCAGGGGAGAAAAAGACUGCUGAGAAGAAGAAGAAGUCCCCCAAGAAAGCAGCUGGACCUAAGAAAGUUAAGACACCCAAGAAGAAGACGGCAGCCAAAUCCCCUAAGAAGGCAGCAGCCAAGCCAAAGAAGGCCAAGACUCCGAAAAAAGCAGCAGCAGCCAAGCCAAAGAAAGCCAAGACUCCCAAGAAGACAGCAGCUAAAAUGGCACGUACCAAGCAGACCGCAAGAAAAUCUACUGGAGGUAAAGCUCCACGUAAACAACUGGCCACCAAGGCAGCCCGUAAGAGCGCUCCAGCAACUGGUGGCGUCAAGAAACCCCACAGAUACAGGCCAGGAACCGUCGCUCUUCGUGAGAUCAGGAGAUACCAGAAAAGCACAGAGCUGCUGAUCAGGAAACUGCCAUUCCAGCGUCUGGUCCGUGAGAUUGCUCAGGACUUCAAGACCGACCUGCGUUUCCAGAGUUCAGCCGUCAUGGCUCUCCAGGAAGCCAGCGAAGCCUACCUUGUCGGACUCUUUGAGGACACCAACUUGUGCGCUAUCCACGCCAAGAGAGUCACCAUCAUGCCCAAAGAUAUCCAGCUUGCCAGACGAGGAAAAGGUCUUGGAAAGGGGGGCGCCAAGCGUCACAGGAAAGUUCUUCGAGACAACAUCCAGGGUAUCACCAAGCCUGCCAUCCGUCGUCUUGCACGUAGAGGUGGAGUUAAACGUAUCUCUGGACUCAUCUACGAGGAAACCCGUGGUGUCCUGAAAGUCUUCCUCGAGAACGUCAUCCGUGAUGCAGUCACAUACACAGAGCAUGCCAAGAGAAAGACCGUCACAGCCAUGGACGUUGUCUACGCUCUGAAGAGACAGGGACGACGUGGUAAAGGAGGCAAAGUGAAGGGAAAGGCAAAGAGCCGAUCUUCCCGUGCCGGACUACAGUUUCCCGUUGGUCGUAUCCACCGUCUGCUGAGGAAGGGCAACUACGCCGAGAGAGUGGGAGCCGGUGCCCCAGUGUAUCUGGCCGCUGUCCUUGAGUACUUGGCCGCUGAAGUGUUGGAGUUGGCAGGCAACGCAGCCCGUGACAACAAGAAAACCAGAAUCAUCCCCCGUCAUCUGCAGCUUGCUAUCCGCAACGACGAGGAGUUGAACAAACUUCUGUCCGGUGUGACCAUCGCACAGGGUGGUGUUUUGCCCAACAUCCAGGCCGUGCUCCUCCCCAAGAAGACCCAGAAGCCAGCCGCCAAGACGUCCGCGCCCGCUGUAAACAAAAGCAGCGAGAGCGUGAGACUUCACUAUUUCCUCGUAUUAGUUCGCAGUGAAUUGUACAGCGUUUUCGUUUCGUCCGAAGCCAUGGCAGACACAGCAACCACAACCCCAGUCAAGAAGAAGGUUACUAAGCCUAAGGUACCUGCAGCACACCCCAAGUACGUUGACAUGAUCAGGGCCGCCUUGGAAUCCCUGAAAGAGCGUGGUGGAUCUUCCAGACAGGCCAUUCUGAAGUACAUAAUGGCCAACUUUAAAGUGGGAAACGACGUCAACCCCAUUAAUGUCCACCUUAAAAUGGCACUCAAGAACGGAGUGAAGAAAGGCGCUCUGAAACAAGCCAAAGGAACAGGCGCCACUGGCUCUUUCAAGUUAGGAGACAAGCCAAAGACAGAGAAAAAACCAAAGGCGAAGAAAGUCACCAAACCCAAGGCAGCCAAACCAAAGAAGGCCACAGCUUUUAAGCCCAGGAAGGCGGCAGGGGAGAAAAAGACUGCUGAGAAGAAGAAGAAGUCCCCCAAGAAAGCAGCUGGACCUAAGAAAGUUAAGACACCCAAGAAGAAGACGGCAGCCAAAUCCCCUAAGAAGGCAGCAGCCAAGCCAAAGAAGGCCAAGACUCCGAAAAAAGCAGCAGCAGCCAAGCCAAAGAAAGCCAAGACUCCCAAGAAGACAGCAGCUAAAAAAUAAGCAAUCAUAGCAUCAUUGCAGAUUGCAAACCUUCAACAAAAGCCCUUUUCAGGGCUACCAAUAUUUUUCGAAAAGAUGUCUUAAUUACAAAUGCAAGUUGCAAAGAAACAUGCAAGUACAAUGAAUUCAUAUACACUUUAUACAGGUACAUUAAGCCCCUUCUAG
This is a messenger RNA of Magallana angulata, 2356 nucleotides long. RefSeq lists its product as uncharacterized. Gene Ontology annotation, biological process: nucleosome assembly. Gene Ontology annotation, cellular component: nucleosome. The coding region runs from base 23 to 2191 and encodes 722 amino acids. NCBI's taxonomy places the organism in Eukaryota, Metazoa, Mollusca, Bivalvia, Ostreida, Ostreidae. The record is from RefSeq and is a predicted model, not a curated record. Gene Ontology annotation, molecular function: DNA binding; structural constituent of chromatin; protein heterodimerization activity. The transcript has 5 exons.